AUGGCGGCAGCUUUGGCUGGAGAUGAUUUGGCGAGAUCGAUGAGUAGUCGGCGUAGCUGGGCAUCCGGUAGCCGGCGGAGUUGGGCAUCGACGAGUUUCCGAGAGGUUUGGACGACGGCGCCGGAGGAUGUUUUCACUCGGAGCGGACGUGAAGAUGACGAGGAGGAACUCCGGUGGGCAGCGAUCGAGCGUUUGCCGACGUAUGACCGUUUGAGGAGAGGCAUGCUUCGGCAAGUACUGGAAAAUGGGAAGGUGAUCCACGAUGAGGUGGAUGUUAGUAAGCUUGGAAUCCAGGAUAAGAAGCAGUUGAUGGAGAACAUUCUGAAAGUUGUGGAAGAUGAUAACGAGAAGUUCUUAAGAAGAUUCAGAGACAGAACUGAUAGAGUGGGAAUAGAAAUCCCGAAGAUAGAAGUUCGAUAUGAGCAUUUGUCGGUGGAAGGCGACGUAUAUGUUGGAAGCAGAGCUCUUCCUACUCUGCUCAACGUUACUUUAAACACAAUAGAGGGUAUUCUGGGAUUGAUUAAGCUUGCACCAUCCAAGAAAAGGAAAAUCCAGAUCCUUGAAAAUGUUAGUGGCAUUGUCAAGCCGUCAAGGAUGACCCUUCUUCUGGGUCCUCCAGGUGCUGGGAAAACAACCUUGUUGAUGGCACUUGCAGGAAAGCUUGAUCGUAAUCUCAGGGUAUCAGGAAGGGUCACGUACUGCGGCCAUGAACUGAACGAGUUUGUUCCUCAAAGGACAUGUGCUUAUAUUAGCCAACAUGAUCUUCACAAUGGAGAGAUGACUGUAAGGGAGACCCUUGAUUUUUCAGGCCGCUGUUUAGGUGUUGGCACACGAUACGAACUGCUUGCAGAGCUCUCCAGGCGAGAGAAAGAGGCUGGUAUUAAGCCUGAUCCCGAGAUUGAUGCAUUCAUGAAAGCCACAGCAAUGGCGGGUCAAGAAACCAGUCUGGUUACAGAUUAUGUUCUCAAGAUACUUGGGUUGGAUAUUUGUGCUGAUAUUCUGGUUGGAGAUGAGAUGAGAAGGGGUAUUUCUGGCGGCCAAAAGAAGCGUCUUACCACAGGAGAGAUGUUGGUUGGACCAGCUAAGGCUCUUUUCAUGGAUGAAAUAUCAACAGGGCUGGAUAGUUCAACAACUUUCCAGAUUUGUAAGUUCAUGAGGCAAAUGGUUCAUGUCAUGGAUGUAACCAUGGUGAUUUCUCUUCUGCAGCCAGCACCCGAGACCUUUGAUCUCUUCGACGACGUUAUCCUACUUUCAGAAGGUCAAAUUGUGUACCAAGGUCCUCGUGAGAGUGUUCUUGAUUUCUUCAAGUACAUGGGUUUCAGAUGCCCGGAAAGGAAGGGAGUUGCAGACUUUCUUCAAGAAGUAACUUCAAAGAAGGACCAAGAGCAGUACUGGUACAAGAAGAACCAAGCUUACAGAUAUAUCUCGGUUCCUGAUUUCGUCCGUGGCUUCAGUUCCUUCCGCAUUGGCCAGCAACUAUAUGCAGAUCUGCGAGUUCCUUAUGACAAGUCCAAGACACACCCUGCUGCUUUAGUGACAGAUAAGUAUGGGAUUCCAAGGAAGGAGUUGUUCAAGGCCUGCUUUUCUAGGGAAUGGCUGCUCAUGAAGCGAAACUCUUUUGUUUACAUCUUCAAGACUUUCCAGAUAACAAUCAUGUCGUUAAUCGCCAUGACUGUAUUCUUCAGGACUGAAAUGCCAGUUGGUACUGUUGAGGAUGGAGGGAAGUUUUUAGGAGCACUUUUUUUCAGUCUGAUUAAUGUGAUGUUCAAUGGAAUGGCAGAAAUGGCUAUGACUGUUUUCAGACUUCCAGUUUUCUUUAAACAGAGAGAUUUCUUGUUCUUUCCUCCUUGGGCUUUUGCUUUACCUAUAUGGGUUCUCAGGAUUCCUUUGUCACUUAUGGAAUCCGCUAUCUGGAUCAUUCUCACAUAUUACACAAUCGGUUUUGCCCCAGCAGCAAGCAGGUUCUUCCGUCAACUUCUGGCAUUCGUCGGUAUUCAUCAGAUGGCUUUGUCUCUGUUUAGAUUCAUUGCAGCUAUUGGAAGAACACAAGUUGUUGCAAACACGCUUGGUACCUUUACUUUGCUAAUGGUUUUUGUACUUGGAGGGUUCAUCGUCGCCAGAAAUGAUAUUGAGCCAUGGAUGAUCUGGGGCUACUACGCUUCUCCUAUGAUGUAUGGACAGAACGCCAUUAUCAUUAACGAGUUCCUCGAUGAAAGAUGGAGUCGGAAUAUUACUGAUACCAGAAUUACUGGAACUGUUGGCGAAGUCCUUCUCAAAUCCAGAGGCUUCUUCACAGAGGAGUACUGGUUUUGGAUUUGCAUUGGAGCACUGUUUGGGUUUUCUAUCCUCUUCAACCUUCUGUUUAUUGCAGCAUUAACUUACUUGAACCCUCUGGGUGACUCUAAAGUGGCUGCUGUGGAAGAAGAAAACAAGGGAAAGAAAAAGAGAUCCUCCAGAAAUCAAACCACAGAAGGUAUUGCUAUGGGAAUAAGAAAUUCUUCUUCAGAAAUGGUGGGUGAUGCUCAUCGUGCACAGAAAAGAGGAAUGGUUUUGCCCUUCCAGUCACUUUCUCUUGCGUUCAACCAUGUGAACUACUAUGUUGAUAUGCCUGCUGAAAUGAAGGCUCAAGGAGUUGAAGGAGAUCGUCUCCAGCUGCUGAGGGACGUUAGUGGUGCAUUUAGGCCUGGUAUACUGACAGCACUGGUGGGUGUUAGUGGUGCUGGGAAGACAACUCUCAUGGACGUAUUGGCAGGAAGGAAGACCGGAGGAUUCAUCGAAGGAAGCGUUAAUAUCUCUGGUUUCCCAAAGAAUCAAGCAACAUUUGCUCGUGUCAGUGGUUAUUGUGAACAAAACGACAUCCAUUCACCUCAUGUUACUGUCUAUGAAUCUCUCCUGUAUUCAGCCUGGCUCCGCCUCUCGUCUGACAUUGACACCAAAAUACGAAAGAUGUUUGUUGAAGAAGUUAUGGACUUGAUAGAGCUUAAUCCUUUACAAGAUUCUCUAGUUGGUCUUCCCGGGAUUGAUGGUCUUUCAACCGAGCAAAGGAAGAGGCUUACAAUUGCUGUAGAGUUGGUUGCUAACCCCUCUAUCAUCUUCAUGGAUGAGCCAACAUCUGGUCUUGAUGCCAGAGCGGCUGCCAUUGUUAUGCGUACUGUCAGAAAUACAGUUGACACAGGAAGAACUGUUGUCUGCACAAUCCAUCAGCCAAGCAUUGAUAUCUUUGAAGCUUUUGAUGAGCUUCUUUUGAUGAAAAGGGGAGGGCAAGUAAUUUAUGCCGGAAACCUUGGCCGCCAUUCUCACAAGCUCAUAGAAUACUUUGAGGCUAUUCCAGGAGUCUCUAAGAUCAAGGAUGGAUACAAUCCUGCUACAUGGAUGCUUGAUGUCACUGCCCCUUCAGUUGAGGCACAACUGAAUGUCGAUUUUGCGGAAAUUUAUGCGAAUUCUGCACUUUAUCAGAGAAAUCAAGAACUUAUCAAGGAGCUAAGUAUUCCAGCACCAGGCUCUAAGGAUCUCCAUUUCCCAACUAAAUACUCCCAGCCUUUCCCUACUCAAUUCAAGGCUUGCUUCUGGAAGCAACACUGGUCUUACUGGAGACACCCUCAAUACAAUGCCAUCCGCUUCUUCAUGACAACAGUUAUCGGUGUAUUGUUUGGCCUCAUCUUCUGGAACAAAGGAGACAAGACAUCGAAGCAGCAAGAUCUAAUGAAUCUUUUGGGAGCAAUGUAUGCUGCUGUACUUUUCCUUGGUGGCACCAACGCAUCUGCAGUCCAGUCAGUCGUUGCUAUUGAAAGAACAGUUUUCUACCGUGAAAGAGCAGCUGGAAUGUAUUCUCCUCUGCCUUAUGCAUUUGCUCAGGUGGCCAUAGAAGCAAUCUAUGUUGCAAUUCAAACUUUGAUUUAUUGUCUUCUCCUUUACUCAAUGAUUGGGUUUGAUUGGAUAGCGGCAAAAUUCUUCUGGUUCUUCUACUUCAUCUUUACAUGUUUCAUCUACUUCACACUCUAUGGCAUGAUGGUUGUGGCACUAACUCCAGGCCACCAAGUCGGCGCCAUUGUUAUGUCCUUCUUCCUUAGUUUCUGGAACUUGUUCUCCGGCUUCAUGAUUCCCCGGACGCAAAUUCCAAUAUGGUGGAGAUGGUACUACUGGGCUUCUCCAGUGGCAUGGACAAUAUAUGGGCUUGUGACAUCUCAGGUUGGUGACAAGGAGUCAAAUGUUGAGAUACCUGGACUUGGAAGGGACAUGACAGUGAAGGAAUUCCUUAAACAAAAUCUGGGAUACGAACAUAGCUUCCUUCCUGCUGUUGCUGCUGCUCAUAUUGGCUGGGUUCUACUUUUCUUCUUUGUCUUUGCCUAUGCUAUCAAGUUCCUCAACUUCCAAAGAAGAUGAUAUAUAUAUAUAUAUACAUAUAUAUAUAAACCUCAAACUUGCAAAAUUUAUAUAAAAUAUACACAUAUACACGAUGUAUAGGAACAUUAUAAAUUUAUUGUAAUUAGUCAA
Carica papaya (papaya) is the source of this 4494-nucleotide messenger RNA. It is a transcript of the gene ABCG34, whose product is annotated as pleiotropic drug resistance 6. The record is from RefSeq and is a predicted model, not a curated record. Gene Ontology annotation, molecular function: ABC-type transporter activity; ATP binding; ATP hydrolysis activity. Gene Ontology annotation, cellular component: membrane. Lineage: Eukaryota; Viridiplantae; Streptophyta; Magnoliopsida; Brassicales; Caricaceae.